This is a messenger RNA of Raphanus sativus (radish), 1042 nucleotides long. RefSeq lists its product as uncharacterized. Bases 104 to 916 code for a protein of 270 amino acids. The transcript is spliced from 5 exons. NCBI's taxonomy places the organism in Eukaryota, Viridiplantae, Streptophyta, Magnoliopsida, Brassicales, Brassicaceae. The record is from RefSeq and is a predicted model, not a curated record.
UAUAACAAAGGGGGAAGAAACAAACGAUUUGAUUUGGCGGAUUCAAUAGAGAAAAAGAGCUUCUGCGUCGGGUAUACAGUACAAUCCUUUUUGAUUAAAAAAAAUGUCGGAAGAACCCCAGAAGACGUCUCCUUCAGCUUCACAGCAACCUUCUCCUUCUGAUAAGAAACCCGAUGAUUCUGGGAUCAAGCCUCAGAAUCCAGAUCGAGCUCCAAUGUAUCCAGGAUUGAAUCCAGGGCAUUACGAUGAACAAACGAACCGGGGAGCUGGGAUCUAUGCGGUUCCUGUGCAUCAUCAUCAAUUUGGAUCUCUUCCCUCUAAUUAUCUUAUCCCUCUCACUUACAAUCUUCCCACAGCUAGACCAAGCAAUGGGACUGAGGCUGGGGGAGAGAACCAAGCCCAAGCUGGGCAAGGUCAGCAGCCGCAACAGCCUGCACAACAACAACAAAGGCAAGUUGUUGUACGGAGAUUCGAGAUCGCCUUUCAGCUUGACAUAUUCCUCAUUCUCAAGCUUGCUGCUGUCAUCUUUCUCUUCAACCAAGAUGGUUCGAGACAGAGGCUUGCUGUCCUUGUGAUUUUCGCUACCAUCAUCUACUUAUACCAAACUGGAGCCCUUGCACCUUUUGUCCGAUGGCUCUCACAAGGUAUGCAUAGAGCCGCUGUACCACCACCUCGACCUCAACCACCUGUUGCUGCCAGAGCUGAUAAUGACCCCGCUGCUGCUGUCCCACUUAACGGAGAUGCGGUCCCCGAGGGACAAGAGAAUGAAGGUGAAAACGGGAACAGAGCAAACGCAAACGAAAAUGUGGAUGCAAGACAACAGGGGAAUCAAUGGUGGGGAAUAGUCAAAGAGAUUCAGAUGAUAGUUUUCGGCUUCAUAACUUCACUUCUCCCUGGCUUCCACAACAUAGAUUAGACUCUUGUUUUCUUCUCUUAUCUUCUGUCGUCUUUGAUCUCGUAUGUGAGAAAGUACAGAAAAUAGUAAACUUAAGACUCGAAUCUUCCAACAACUUUAAUGUAUGUGAGCUACAGUUUUCAUCCU